Messenger RNA from Closterium sp. Naga37s-1, 1155 nucleotides. NCBI's taxonomy places the organism in Eukaryota, Viridiplantae, Streptophyta, Zygnematophyceae, Desmidiales, Closteriaceae. The record is from the annotation of a GenBank genome assembly.
AUGCAGCACAGGUCUCCGAUCUCUUAUCUCCCGUCUCCCCCGUCUCCUCCGUCUCCCCUGUCUCCCCCGUCUUCCCCGUUGUCCCCGUCUCGCCCGUCUCCCCCGUCUCCCCCGUCUCCCCCGUCGCCCCCGUCUCCCCCGUCUCCCCCGUCGCCCCCGUCUCCCCCGUCUCCCCCCUGUACUUCCUCUCCGCCCACGCGCCCUUCCCCCCUUCCCCCAAUGCCCCUCGGCCUCUCCCCCUACCGCGCGGCGCUGCUGCAGAGGCUGCUGCAGCGGGCGCGCGCCUACGUGCGCCACGACCUGCGCGAAAUCGUCUGGCCCUCCUCACUGCCCGACCCGCCCUCCUCCCUCCCGCCCCCGCGCCGCCUCACCUUGCACGAGCACCGCCAGAUACUGGCAGCAGCAUGGGAAGCGUAUGCGGAGAGCUGGAGGGCGGAGUUCAACCGCGGCAAAGCAGCCCCGCGACCAGAGGAGGGGGAUGGGGAGGCGCACGUGGGGGUGGAGGAGAUUGGGGAGGAGGAGAGGCGGAGGAGGGAGGCGGGAGGAGGUGAUUCGGGACCAAUCCCCACCCCACCCGCUCUUCCCUCCUGCCCGUCAGGCGGAGCGGGCAAGGCGGGGGCGAGGGCUCUCCUGCCAUGGCUGCAGCAGCGGUACGUGGAGCGAGUGGCAGCCUAUGCUGACUCCCUCAAGCAGUUUGUGCUCGGCUACCGUGAGGGCUUUGCCCAAGCCUCCUCCUCCUCCUCCGCCGCCGCCUCAGACUCCUCCUCUGCCUCAUCCUCCCCUUCCUCCUCCUCCACCUUCACUCCCCUGUCUCCUGAUGCUCCUCCGGAGCAGCCCGCUCAGGAUACCCUUUCUGCUGCCGCCGCCGCCGCCGCUGCUGCUGCUGCCAACCCUGCUUCUCACCCUGCCACCGCCACCCUUUGCCCUCCAACUGCCCCUCCACCUCCUGCAUCUUAUGCCUCUGCUUCUGCUGCUCCAUCUGUAAUCAUGCCACCAUCCACCACAAGUGACACUGCUGCCCAUUCAGAGCAUGUUGCUGCAGCUGCUGUUCCUCAUUCGCUCUCUUACGAACCACCUGAGGCCGCACCACCUGAGGAGGCACCUGGGGAGAAGGCUGCUGAGGAACUUGGGAAAGGGACAAGAAGCAACUUGUGA